AUGCUGCACAGAACAGCACUUAAAACCCGGAACCGAAAUGUACUACUGACUCUACUGAAGCUACACGAUCACUUGGGUGUCAUGAAAGAGCUAAUCACCAAGGCUUUUGGUGCUUUCUGCAUGAUUACAUCCGUAAUCGUGUUUGUUCAAGGUGCAAUCAUAGCCUACUGCUCCCUUUGGAUGUGGCAACAGAAAUUAUCCACAGGAUUAAUUCUGAUGGCCUCUAUUAACUUACCUUUUAAUGCUAUAUUUUUCUUUGGAUGGACAUACUCGUUUGAUUGGCUUGAAUAUGAGGAAUUUCUCGAUAUCAUCGAUCUGAAGCUACUUACGGAAUCUCCCAAAAUAACCGCAUGUGGAUUAUUUUCGAUUAAUUUGACAGUGUUUUGUAAUGUGUUCACGGCCAUCGUUACUUACAUUAUGAUAUUGUUUCAAUUCAAAGAUCUUGAAAAAUGA
Molecule: messenger RNA, 453 nt
Organism: Malaya genurostris
Lineage: Eukaryota; Metazoa; Arthropoda; Insecta; Diptera; Culicidae
Exons: 3
Coding region: 1-453 (150 amino acids)
Biological process (GO): sensory perception of taste
Cellular component (GO): membrane
Source: RefSeq, a predicted model, not a curated record